AUGUCAUCCUCAGUUCAUUUCAAAUUCAAGUCCCAGAAAGAACCCUCACGGGUUACUUUCGAUGGCACUGGUAUUUCCGUCUUCGAACUCAAGCGUGAGAUCAUCAACCAGAGUAGAUUGGGCGAUGGGUCUGACUUUGAACUGGAAAUUUACAUCGAGGAUACUGGAGAAGAGUACGACGAUGAUACCAUGAUUAUUCCCCGGUCUACCUCCGUCAUCGCCCGUCGACUACCCGCAGCACGCCCUGGCAAGGGUGGCGCGGCUCGCUAUGUCUCCGGUAAAAUGCCCGUCAACGCUCGCAAUGCCUCCAGGACCGAACCCUCGACGACCCGAGCUAUACCGGGGAUGGGAGGAUCAGUGACCAGCAAUGUGUUGGAGCUUAACAAUGCGCAGACGGAAGAGGAGAAGAUCAAUGCGCUCUUCAAUCUGCAAGCUAGCCAGUGGAAGGAGCAGCAACAGGAGAUGGCCAAUGCCACCCCGGUCCCCUUCGGCCGUGGCAGAGGAAAACCUGUCAACGUCCCCGAUCACCCUCCUCCUCCUGGAUAUCUUUGCUACCGGUGCCGAGAGAAAGGCCACUGGAUUCAAGCAUGCCCGACAAACAACGACCCCAAGUUCGAUGGCAAGUAUAGGGUCAAACGAUCCACGGGUAUCCCUCGAUCAUUGCAGACCAAGGUCGAGAAACCGGACUCCUUGGCGCCUGACGGGUCCAACGAUGACUCGAGGAACACGGGAGUCAUGGUGAAUGCCGAUGGAGACUUUGUCGUUGCGCGGCCAGAUAAAGCAGCGUGGGAGUUAUACCAAGAAAAAGCAAAGGCGUCGGCCGCGGCCGCGGCCGAGGCAGCUGCAGCAGAGGAGAGCAAGGUGCUGCAGGCUCGAGGUCUGGAAUGCCCGAUUGACAAGAGGAUGUUCUUAGAGCCUACACAGACCCCAUGUUGUCACAGGACAUAUUGCAAUGAUUGUAUCUCCAAUGCUUUGAUUGAAAGUGACUUUGUGUGCCCUGGUUGUUCUACGGAGGGAGUCUUACUUGAUAACCUUACACCUGACGACGAAGCGGCUUCCAAAAUCAAAGCUUACGAGGCAGAGAAGGCUGAGGCUAAGAAAGAGAAGGAAAAGCAGCUCGCCACUACCAUGGUACAGAAUGGGCCAUCAGUGAAUGGUAGCGCUGCUGCUGCUGCUGCUACUGCUGAUCAAGAUCUCUCCAAGGAUGCAGAAUUGAAAGAGCGUUCUCCAUCUCAACAAGGCGCAGAUGAUGUCUCCACGCAAUCCAAGAAGAGACCUGCCGAGGAUGAACCGGUUCGUGAGACAACAGACACCGCCGACUCUGGUAAUGCGUCCAAAAGACAAAAGAGCGAGGAUCAGCCCGAAGCGACUAGUGCUGGCACCGGUCCUAGCACCACUACGAAUGGCACUCCCAAGGAAGCACCGACUAUCGUCCCCAACCAAACGAUGCCCUUCAACCCACAAAUGCCCUUUGGAGACUUUAACAACAUGAUGCCUCCCUUUUCCAACGGCGGCUUCGGCAACGACGCCAUGCCUUUCAUGAACCCAAUGGGCAUGCAGAAUGGAUUCCCAAAUCCAAUGGGACCCGGCUGGAACCCGAUGAACAUGCCCUUCCCUCAAAUGCAGGGCAACAUGUAUGGAAAUCAGAACAAUGCCUUCCCGAACAUGUUCAACGGCGAUCCAUCGAUGAUGUUCCCCAUGGGUGGCAUGGGUGGCGCAAUGCCAAAUCAGAACCCGGGCUUCCAAAAUCCCGCGAUAAACAACAACUUUGCCAAUCAGCAACGAACUGCGUUCAGCGGGCCAUAUAACCGUGAAGAGGACUCACCGUAUUUCCGACAGCCGGUGAACCCACAACGACACCAGGCGAGGAAUCGUCGGGUGCGACCGAGUGACUAUCGGGAGUUGUGA
Molecule: messenger RNA, 1908 nt
Organism: Penicillium subrubescens
Lineage: Eukaryota; Fungi; Ascomycota; Eurotiomycetes; Eurotiales; Aspergillaceae
Product: cleavage polyadenylation factor subunit MPE1
Exons: 4
Coding region: 1-1908 (635 amino acids)
Biological process (GO): protein ubiquitination; mRNA processing; ubiquitin-dependent protein catabolic process
Cellular component (GO): nucleus
Molecular function (GO): nucleic acid binding; zinc ion binding; ubiquitin protein ligase activity
Source: RefSeq, a predicted model, not a curated record